GAGCUGCGCCCCACGCCCGCGCGGCCAGGUUCCCGGGCACCGCAGCUGCCAGUCAAGGCAAGGAGGCGGGUAGGGACUCCUCCUCCUCCCCACCAAUAGGUCUGGGAGCACGAGUCCUGUUGCAGUCCUGCAAAGUGUAAAGCUGUCAGCCGCAGAGCACGGAGGAAGAGGGAGAGAAUGAAAGAGCUCCUCUUUCCCGGUGUGCGAGCAGCCCCGGCUGGCCAUGCGCGCCAGGGAGGCUACUGAGACGCCCGGCGUCCCCAGGAACACAGAUCUCCUGCCAGGGUCUGAGGAGACUGAAGAAGGCUGAAGACAGGCGGAUGGGCGCAGUUGGUAGGCUCCCCUGUCUCACCAUGACUGCCGAAAAUCCCACACCUGGAGACCUGGCUUUGGCCCCCCUAGUCACUUGCAAACUCUGCCUGUGUGAACAGUCUCUGGACAAGAUGACCACACUCCAGGAAUGCCAGUGCAUCUUUUGCACAGCUUGCCUGAAACAAUAUAUGCAGCUGGCAAUCCGAGAAGGAUGUGGGUCUCCCAUCACUUGCCCAGACAUGGUGUGCCUAAACCAUGGGACCCUGCAGGAAGCUGAGAUUGCCUGUUUGGUACCUGUCGAUCAGUUUCAGCUUUAUCAGCGAUUAAAAUUUGAACGAGAAGUUCACCUGGACCCCCACCGGACAUGGUGUCCUGUCGCAGACUGUCAGACAGUGUGCCCUGUUGCAUCAAGUGACCCAGGACAGCCUGUGAUGGUGGAAUGCCCUUCUUGCCACCUGAAAUUCUGCUCAUGUUGCAAGGAUGCUUGGCACGCAGAUGUCUCCUGUAGAGACAGUCAGCCUAUUGUCCUGCCAACAGAGCACAGGGCCCUCUUUGGGACAGAUGCAGAAGCCCCCAUCAAGCAAUGCCCAGUUUGCCGGGUAUACAUAGAACGCAACGAAGGCUGUGCCCAGAUGAUGUGCAAGAACUGCAAGCACACGUUUUGCUGGUACUGUCUGCAGAACCUGGACAAUGACAUUUUCCUCAGACAUUAUGACAAAGGGCCAUGCAGGAAUAAACUCGGCCACUCAAGAGCGUCAGUGAUGUGGAACCGAACACAGGUGGUGGGGAUUCUUGUAGGCUUGGGCAUCAUUGCCUUGGUGACUUCACCCUUGUUACUCCUGGCCUCCCCGUGUAUAAUCUGUUGUGUCUGCAAGUCUUGUCGGGGCAAGAAGAAAAAGCACGACCCAUCUACAACCUAAAGAUCUCUGUGUUCACGUGCCACAGAUGUCUGAGUUACAUGAGACAGCGCAGUGAUAAAGCCCCACUUAGUGAUCUUGCCUCCUUCUCCUUGCCAAACUUUGGAAGUGCCUCUGUGUCCAGACUUCAAACCUGCCUGCCAGCCUCCGGUGUCAGAAAAGGCCAAGUCCUGGGUGCGAGUGUUCCUGUGUAACAAGAACCCAGCUCUGCGGUCCAGGCUGUGUCUAUGGAGCACGUCGGGAGCUUUCGGGUUGCUUGGGAGGAACUAACACAUCAUCAUUUUAUCAUCCAAAGGAUCCCACUGGACUGUCAACUUCCUGCCAAAUUCAAGGAACCUGAGUGAACAUUUGAUGUAAUAAAUGUGUUGUCAUGGUUGGCAACAUACAAGAUAACUGAGAAGCUAGAGUCUGUUCUGUGUUGAUUUGGCCACCAUGAGAAACACGGGAGAAACCCAGUGUAGGAGGGGAAGCAUAAGACUGCAAAAGGAGAAAUUCUCAGAGCUGUAAAGUAGGCUGCUUAUCUUAGGAGUCGAUAGGGUGGUUGUGCCUCUGCCAGCUACUGGGUGUGCUGUUCCCGAUGUUCCCACAAUGACUUGGCAGAAACACAAUAGGUUUCUCCUUGUGUGAUCUCAGCUUCAAGCAGGAGAAACUGCUGUGCAGAGGGAGUUGUCCCUUCCCAGUAGAAGGGUUGCAGCUUGUUAAACAAUAGAGUCUGAUAUAGGGUCUCUCCCUUGGCAAGUAAAAUUUUCUAAGGUGUCCGCAUCAUCUCUUACAGCUGGUAGCUGUGGUCUGCAAGACUGUUUCAUAUAAAAGAGUGCUAGAGGUUCAAAACCUUCAUUAUAGAUAACAGGGACCAUUCUUGGGCUCUGUGUUCACACACCCAAUAGAUUUGAAAUUGGACCUAAGAGUACGUGUCUAGGGUUAAUAUUAAAGUCCAUAGGUACGUCUAAAAUCCAGAUGACUUACAGUACCUAGAAUUUCUAUCCAUUGGGCGUGCAUGGAUAUACCCAAUAGUAUACACAAAAUAAAGAUUUACUGAAAAG
Molecule: messenger RNA, 2272 nt
Organism: Propithecus coquereli (Coquerel's sifaka)
Lineage: Eukaryota; Metazoa; Chordata; Mammalia; Primates; Indriidae
Gene: RNF144B
Product: ring finger protein 144B
Exons: 8
Coding region: 321-1232 (303 amino acids)
Biological process (GO): protein polyubiquitination; positive regulation of proteasomal ubiquitin-dependent protein catabolic process; ubiquitin-dependent protein catabolic process
Cellular component (GO): mitochondrial membrane; cytoplasm; ubiquitin ligase complex
Molecular function (GO): ubiquitin conjugating enzyme binding; ubiquitin protein ligase activity; zinc ion binding
Source: RefSeq, a predicted model, not a curated record